AUGCGCACGCCCUCAGCCAUCUGGACGGUGCCGCACUCGCCCAACGACGCAAACAUCAGUCGCGACAAUGCGCAAUGCAUCUGGCGGCGCAGAUGGCAAUGCAAGUACCGUCUCCUCGAGCGGCCGCGACAGCUGCAGCUUCUCAAUUCUAUCCUACGCGGGGGGUCCCCCGCCGCUGCCGUGCAGUUGGUGGUCCACAGCAUCGUCGCGCAGCGCGAGCGCCUGCGGCUACAGCUUUCUGGACAGAGGGAGCGGUGUGUGCAUGUAGCCAUGGAGAUCUUUGGCAGGGGCUUGCAGGACCCGGCGGAAAGAUCGAAGGCGCUUAAUGCUCUGUAUGUGGCGACGGGGGGCUGGGAGACAGGCCAGAGGAUCAAGAGAGAGUGGGAUAUGUUUUACGACAUUCGAGAGGACCUGGGGAAUAUCGAGGGCGAGUUGAGGAUUCUAGGUGCGAACCAUUAUCAGGGCGCAGAGGAUUGGGAGGAUUAG
Messenger RNA from Ascochyta rabiei, 486 nucleotides. RefSeq lists its product as uncharacterized. NCBI's taxonomy places the organism in Eukaryota, Fungi, Ascomycota, Dothideomycetes, Pleosporales, Didymellaceae. The coding region runs from base 1 to 486 and encodes 161 amino acids. The transcript has a single exon. The record is from RefSeq and is a predicted model, not a curated record.